UUUAUUUUAUUGAACAUUCAAAUUGAAAGCUCUAUCAGCUCUCCGUUUCCAGUCUCCCAUUGUCUCUCUCUUCUUGUUGGUUUCCUGAGAAGAUUCAACUGGAGAAAGGAAGAUAGAUCACAGGGGGUAAUGAGAAGAUAGAACAAGAUCAAAGAGAUCUCUGUAAAAUCACCAUGGAUCAAUCGGGAAAAACACAACAGCAGCAGCAACAGCCCACGUUGGGAGUUGUACCUGGUGGCGGGCAGAUGGGCUAUUCUAAUGCUCCUUACCAAACUGCUCCGAUGGUCACAUCUGGCACUCUGGCAGUAGCUGUCCCUUCACAAACUCAGCCUCCGGCUACUUUCUCUAGUUCUCCACAUCAACUUGCCUACCAACAAGCUCAGCACUUUCACCACCAACAGCAGCAGCAACAACAGCAGCAGCUUCAAGUGUUCUGGGCUAACCAGAUGCAAGAAAUCGAACAAACAGUAGACUUCAAGAAUCACAGUCUCCCACUUGCUCGGAUAAAGAAGAUAAUGAAAGCGGAUGAAGACGUGCGGAUGAUAUCAGCAGAGGCUCCUGUAAUUUUUGCAAAAGCGUGUGAAAUGUUCAUCUUGGAACUGACUUUACGCUCUUGGAUCCACACAGAAGAGAACAAGAGGAGGACACUACAAAAGAAUGAUAUAGCAGCUGCAAUUUCGAGGACUGAUGUCUUUGAUUUCUUAGUCGAUAUUAUUCCGAGAGAUGAGCUGAAAGACGAGGGACUUGGGAUCACCAAGGCCACUCUUCCUUUAGUUGGCUCACCUGCUGAUAUUCCAUAUUACUAUGUCCCACAGCAUCCUGUGGGAUCACCGGGGAUGAUAAUGGGAAAACCAAUUGAUCAAGCCGCUGCAUUGUAUCCAGGCCAGCAGCCUCGACCGCCCAUGGCUUUCAUGCCAUGGCCUCAGGGUCAGCCACAGCAGCAGCAAUCCGAACAGCAGCCAAGCGAUUCGUGAUUCGCCAACACAUUGUAAUCGGUUCGUUGCAGUGACAUUUCCGAUAGUCGGAAAUUAAAUCAAGCACUGCUUUAUCCUGUAGUUAGGUUGUUUUAGCGGUAGGUUAGGCACAAGCUGUAACAUUGAGAGUGGAUGUUGCUUUAACAUGUCAUUUGCUGUUUGGUUUUAUGAUGUUUCCUUGUAAGAAUCAUGUUGAUGGCCAUGGAAUUAUAACUAUAUUUGCUUGAGUGGGUGUUGCUCCGAA
Molecule: messenger RNA, 1218 nt
Organism: Hibiscus syriacus
Lineage: Eukaryota; Viridiplantae; Streptophyta; Magnoliopsida; Malvales; Malvaceae
Product: nuclear transcription factor Y subunit C-2-like
Exons: 2
Coding region: 174-974 (266 amino acids)
Biological process (GO): regulation of DNA-templated transcription
Cellular component (GO): nucleus
Molecular function (GO): DNA binding; protein heterodimerization activity; DNA-binding transcription activator activity, RNA polymerase II-specific
Source: RefSeq, a predicted model, not a curated record